Molecule: messenger RNA, 810 nt
Organism: Grosmannia clavigera kw1407
Lineage: Eukaryota; Fungi; Ascomycota; Sordariomycetes; Ophiostomatales; Ophiostomataceae
Product: proteasome component pre6
Exons: 5
Coding region: 1-810 (269 amino acids)
Biological process (GO): ubiquitin-dependent protein catabolic process
Cellular component (GO): nucleus; proteasome core complex, alpha-subunit complex; proteasome core complex
Source: RefSeq, a predicted model, not a curated record
AUGGCUUCGGGAUACGACAGAGCUCUGUCUGUCUUCAGUCCGGAUGGACAUGUGUUUCAGGUUGAGUACGCCGGAGAGGCAGUAAAGAGAGGAACGUGCGCUGUCGGCGUCAAAGGCAGUGAUGUGGUUGUGCUCGGCUGCGAGAAGCGGUCUGCGAUGAAGCUGCAAGACACCCGUAUCACGCCAUCCAAAAUCGGUCUGCUCGACAGGCAUGCUUGCUUGGCCUUUGCCGGCCUCAACGCCGAUGCACGCAUUCUACUCGACAAGGCUCGGUUAGAGGCUCAGUCACACCGUCUUACCGUCGAAGACCCCGUCACCAUCGAGUACAUUACCAAAUACAUCGCCGGUGUGCAGCAGCGGUACACACAGAGUGGUGGUGUGCGGCCAUUCGGCAUCAGCACGCUUAUUGUUGGUUUCGACAAGGGAAGCAAUGUGCCACGUCUCUAUCAGACGGAGCCGUCCGGCAUCUACUCCGCAUGGAGGGCAAAUGCAAUUGGCCGGUCGAGCAAGACUGUACGCGAGUUUCUGGAGCGCAACUACAAGGAGGACAUGGACCGUGAGCAGACUAUCCAGCUGGCUAUCAAGUCCCUGCUAGAAGUGGUGCAGACUGGCGCAAAGAACAUUGAAAUUGCCAUUAUGGCUCCUGGCAAGGAUCUAGAGAUGCUUCCGGUUGAGGAUAUUGAGAACUUUGUCAAGAACAUCGAGCAGGAGAAGCUGGAGGAGGCAGCCAAAAAGAAGUCUGGCCGGACUCCGGGUACAGGGAGCGCAGCCAUUCUCACACGAGGGGCAGCAGAGUCUGAGGAUGCAUAG